AUGUUCUCCCUCUCCUACACAGUCAAAGAGGAACAGUUUUAUGGUACGUUUCCAAAUAGAACAGUGAAAGUCUUUAUGCUCUUGCACAUGGAGUCAUGUACUCCACCAGUACAAUUUACCCUACAAGAAAUUCCUGGGUAUGUUGGGGUUAGGAUUGAAAUUGGGAAAAUUUGUGUUGGGAUUAGAUUGUUAGGCUUAUGGUUGAAACUAUGAGGGAAAUUAGGGCACGAAAAUAGGCUAUCCCAUAUAAUGCUAUGCAGGAUCACUUUUUUCGAACAGGUUUUUUUUAUUUAAAGACGUGUCUAUCUAACUGCAAACAGGGCUCAUAUAUUUUUUGAAAUGCUUCCCUUUUUAUGGUGGGUGACUGAAAUUCUCCAAUUUCUAAUUUCUUAAUUCUUGACAGAAGAUAUAAGAGCAAAUACAUAAAAUUACGGAGGAAUGUGCCUAUUCUAGGUCGAAACAUAAAUUGCACGGCUUCUCUCGAAAUGGAAAGAACCUAAUUGAACGAGUACCUAAAGCAGCCUCUACAAGUAGCAGAAAUUUGUCCGAAAACAUUAUUUUUGAAAUUUCUUUCUCCUUUGGUAUACGAAAUAGCAGAAUAUUCAUUCAGGAAAAUCAAGUCCGCAUUUGUCUAAAACGUAUGGAUUCCUCACAUUAUAAAGCAAAUAUAAUCUCUUUUAGAGGGAACUUUCCAUGGUAUGAUCACCGGUCUUAUAUAAAUGGAUAUGUUUUAUACUAUUCGACGUAUUGGAACAUAAUAUUCCUACAAGACCAAGUAGUCCUUAUCUUCAGUAUUUUUAAUCACUGUUAACGAUGACUAACCAAUUGCCUCUGCUCUGCUUUUGUUUCUAGCUGACUUUUCACUUGUUUUGAGUUUUUCAAAGACUUAAAAAAUAUGUUCAUUUUUGUAAUGCAGUCCACGGCAGCACGGCUUUCACAACCACACGUAUGAUUUCCGUGAAAAUUCAUUGCUUUCUAAUUUUCGCUGUACCUUGUAGAAAUAAAUGGCCUUGAUUUUUUUGCAAAUUUGAAAAUUAAAUUAGUUUUGACUAAAAAUUUAUUAUGCACAUUUAUGAAGUAAAGAUACUACAAAUCUGAUUUUAUAUUCAACACUAAAGCAGCAAUUAAUUAUGAAUUCUUACCUAUUUAACAGCGAGUUGCUUGAAUAUAACAAACGAAAUCCGGUCACUUUUAUUAAACGUCAAGAAAACAUCUUAUUAAUGUUUACAUACUUUUGCGAAAUAACUAAGAGACAUAGAGUUUAUAGUUCGAUUGUCAAGGAGGUUUCGGUGGUUUUCUGGAGCAACCUCGGGAUAACUAAUGUUUUCCGGCAAAAAACAAAGUGUUUUGCUCCUGUUGGGUGCCGAAUAGCAUUUCGCGGCAUUUUCAUUCGGCAGUCUGUAAGGGGUUCAUUUGAGCAUAUGACAGACAAUUAAAAAAUUUUAAGAAGACUUGAUUCCAGAGUCAGCAUAAGCAGAGUAUUUUUCUUGUCUUACAGAUGAACUUAGAUGUCCCACUAACAGUACUAGCAUAACUUCAACGAAAAGAACUCCAGUUUUUCUAUUAUGGUGUUUUACCCUGCUUAGCAAGCGGUGACGAUGUGCAUAUUUUGUUUCGUCUAGAACGCUUCAUGUACCAUCAGAUGGAUGGUUUAAUAAGCGACAAUGAAGUUAUGCUCUACUUUAUCGUGGACACAAAGCAGACAAACAUUACAAGUGUACGUUGCUAUCAAGUGUUUGCCGUUUUUUGUUUUUUUUGCUUAAAUAAAAUCGCUUUAAUUUUCUUAUUUGUCAAAAACCUUCACAGCAAGUAGCCUUGCCUCCGUAAUAUGCAUCUCAGUCUUUCUUGCUUGCUCAGUAUUUCAACUUUAAACGGCAUACAACAAGCACUGUUUUGUUGAAAAUCAUCCGCAGUUUUGUUGUAGGACUUUCUCUUAUUGUCAUUUUAAAAGCCUAAACGUGCUGCAGCCAUCCAUAUCAUAAAUACUGUGCCUUCAGAAUAGGAACAGGAUGUUUCCGUUGUCUAAUCGAGAAUCAGGCAUCCUUGACUUUGCACUCUUUUCUCUUGGAAUUACGUCCAGUUAUUUAAAUGAAGAUCGUGCUACGUGCACUACCGCAUAUUUUCUCCCGAUCUGCGCAUGAAUUUGUCAUUCCCUCUCCUUAGGAUCACGGAGGAGUUUUUGCAACUAAUACUACUGACUAUGUUCAAUGAAACUGAAUGCUUUGUCAGAGGAUAAUAAUGGAGGCCCAUUUCUCCUAGGCUAAUUUCUUAUCUCUAAUCUAACAGGUCCUCUUACUUAUGGCGUUCCGAUGCGUGUGGACAAUGCAGAAUAGGUUGCAAGGGCGGUCUUAGGUUGACGAAUUUCACCCGGAACGGUAUUUGGAAGCUCGAUAUUUUUAGCCUGACGCAAUUUGGCUAUUUCUCGUCAGCAUAAAAAGCACACCUGCAAGACUGCCCGCAUGCUCACAAUCGCACAGGUGACGAUCCCGAAAUUUUUAGAGAAAGUCUCAGCCUGGCAUCAUCACGAUUUACUUUGCUGCCCCGCAUGGUUUUUAAACUGAGAAGACGGCUACAGAUUUUGGAAAGAUUGUUUGGGCUGAGAGUUGGACAAUUGCUAUCUUCUUUGUUUGAUUAAAGAGAAAAGUCGCAGGUGUGAAAACCUCCAGAUUCUAAUCUAGGAAUCCUGUGACAUCGGACAUCGCGAGAGGUAUUACCAUGGGGCUGUAGCGUCUAGAGUAGUGAGUGUACCCAGAACGCUAUAGUGAGCACGACCCAGUUCCUCUUAAGAGAAGGCGAAGGAGGAGGAGGUGGAGGAGGAGGAGGAGGAGGAGGCGGCGGAGGCGGAGGCGGCGGCGGGCACCGGUGGAAGUUAUGUAUUAUGUGCAGAAACUCAGUGGUGGUCAGAGCCCCCAACCGCGGCCGACUGUGAGCCUGCACGUGCGUCCGUCCUCCACAAUUAUGUGGGCGUGACUGCAUAA
Molecule: messenger RNA, 2978 nt
Organism: Spirometra erinaceieuropaei
Lineage: Eukaryota; Metazoa; Platyhelminthes; Cestoda; Diphyllobothriidea; Diphyllobothriidae
Source: the annotation of a GenBank genome assembly